AUGGGUACUCAAAGUGGUAAUUUGAGUCAGACUAGUAGCUCAAGCCCUUCGAUUAGUUCUGGCAUACAUGUGACGGGUACUGUAGCUUUGGAUCAUUCCCCUUUAGGACAACCACCUUUAGGACAACCACCACCACCUUUAGGACAAACACUCCCACCUUUAGGGCAAACUUCAGGUUCAGUUGAUGAAGCUGAUCCUACCAACUCCCAAUCCCAUGGAGCAGCUACUGCUGGACAGAAAAGAAAAGAGCCUACAAACAAAAGCCCUAUUUGGGCACAUUUUACUAGAUGUAAACACCCGAACUCAGACUUAAUAGAUACUUGUUGGUGUACUUGCGAUUAUUGCAAUGACAGAGUGUUAUGUGAUACUAAAAAGAAUGGGACAAGCUCGAUGUGGGCACAUACUAGGAAAUGUGCUACUCACCCAUUACAUGCAGAACCUGAUCCUAAGCAGGCUAAGUUGAAUAGAGAUAAUGUGAGUGGAGGAGCCUCAUACCAUAAGUAUAACAAAAAGAGGUGUGAUGAUAGGUGCAUCGAUAUGAUUAUCAAGGAUGAGCUCCCUUUUAGGCACGUGGAGAAGGAGGGAUUCAAAGCUUUCUGCAAAGAGUUAGAACCUCAAUGGCCUGGAAUGGACAGAAAGCAGGCUGCCAAGGGUGUGCUAGAUAAGUACAAUUUUGAGAAGGUUGUUUUGUUGAGUCAAUUGAAGGCAAAUGAAACUCGGAUCUCAAUUACCGCCGACACCUGGACAUCGAUCCAGAAUAUAAACUACCUAGUACUAAUAGCCCACUUCAUGGAUAGUGACUGGAUAUUGCACAAAAGGAUCAUCAACUUUUGUACAAUUACUAGUCACAAAGGAGAGGAUAUUGGAAGGGUAGUAGAGCAGUGUUUGAGGAAAUGGGAGAUCACCAAAGUGUUUACAAUCACAGUAGACAAUGCUAGUGCUAAUGACUUAGCUGUGGCAUACAUGAAGAGAAGGUUGACCAGUUACAAGACUUUGAUGUUUGAGGGAGAGUUUUUACAUUUAAGAUGUGCAUGCCACAUUAUAAAUUUGAUAGUUAAGGAUGGUCUGAAGGAGUUACAAGAUGGGAUUGCUGCUAUAUGGAACUGUGCCAAGUAUGUUAGGAGUUCAUCAAGUCGUCUUGACAAGUUCAGGGAGUUUGCUGUUUUGGAACAGUGCAGGGCAAAUGCCAAUGUUCCAUUAGAUGUAGUCACAAGAUGGAACAGCACAUACCUCAUGCUUGAAGCUGCACUUAAGUAUGAAGCUGUGUUCGGCAGAAUGGGUGAAGAAGACUGCAAUUUUAAAGCUUAUUUCGACGAAACGGACAGAAAUGGCAAACCCAGGGUUGGACCACCAUCUAGUGAGGAUUGGAGGAAUGCAAAAGCAUUUUGUUUGUUUUUGAAGAAGUUUUAUGAAGCUACUGUGAAGCUGAGCGCUUGGAAGAAGAUCACUGCCAAUAUAUUAUUUGUUGAAAUGGUUACAUUGCAAACUGAGAUUGACAAGGCUAUCAUUGCAGAAGACCCUAUUUUGAAGAGGGUUGCCACUUCAAUGAAGGCCAAGUUCAACAAAUAUUGGGGAAGCUUCAAAUCGGUGAACAAGAUAAUCAUGAUAGCUAAUGUUCUUGACCCAAGAUACAAGCUGCAGUGGGCUAAAGUAGCAAUGCAAAAAGUCAAUGCAAGCUACGAGACAAUUCAUUCAAUACAAGGGGACUUAAAGAAAAUUUUGCUGAAGAUGUAUGAUGAAUACAAAGCCAAUGAAGGCAGCAACGAAGCUGAACUGUACAUGGGAGAAGAUCUAGGAUUCGAAGGGGAUGACUUGGAGAAUCUUGAUGAAGUCAGCAAGCAAAUAGCAAGGGAGAGGAUGGCAGAGCAGUCACAAUGCAUACGAAAUGAGGUUGAUCAGUAUUUAUCGGAUAGGUAUGUUAGCCUCCUUGCAAAGAAUUUUGAAAUUCAUAAGUGGUGGAAGGCCAAUGAGUUAACCUAUCCAAUCCUAUCAAAGUUAGCAAAGGAUGUUUUUGCUGUUCCUUGCUCAACGUUCGGAUUGGUUAAAAUCUGA
Messenger RNA from Rosa chinensis, 2052 nucleotides. Its product is annotated as zinc finger BED domain-containing protein RICESLEEPER 3-like. The record is from RefSeq and is a predicted model, not a curated record. The transcript is spliced from 2 exons. NCBI's taxonomy places the organism in Eukaryota, Viridiplantae, Streptophyta, Magnoliopsida, Rosales, Rosaceae. Bases 1 to 2052 code for a protein of 683 amino acids. Gene Ontology annotation, molecular function: protein dimerization activity; DNA binding.